Rhododendron vialii is the source of this 1865-nucleotide messenger RNA. RefSeq names its product probable receptor-like protein kinase At1g80640. Gene Ontology annotation, molecular function: protein kinase activity; ATP binding. Gene Ontology annotation, biological process: protein phosphorylation. Bases 335 to 1663 code for a protein of 442 amino acids. The transcript has 10 exons. NCBI's taxonomy places the organism in Eukaryota, Viridiplantae, Streptophyta, Magnoliopsida, Ericales, Ericaceae. The record is from RefSeq and is a predicted model, not a curated record.
AAUUCGUGGGAGUGUUCUCCCCUCCUUUUAAUAACUGCUACAUGAUUCCUGUGCAUUUUUUUUUGCCUCGCUCUCCUUUCUUGAAUAAAGCAAAAUCACUUUUCUGACUUGUCCCUGCACCAGUGUUUUGUCCCAUAUUGCACAUCGUAAAAGAAAAAAAGAAACAAGGAGAGAGAGAGAGAGAGAGUAGAGAGAGAAACACAGAUAUUCUAUACUCCUACCACUGGGCACUGCCCAAACAAAUUCAAAACUGGUAGAAAAAGGAUUGCCCCUUUCUCUCUCUUUAGAACAUUUGUUGUCUUGUGUUGUGCCAUUUUUAUCCAAAGAGAAGAACAUGAAUCUUCUUGUUCUGGUAAUACCCAUAUGGGUUUUUGCUAGUUCCAGCUGGGUUUCAGCUUAUGCCAGGCCAGUCUGGCCAGACCCUCCUCUUCCCGCAGCUUCUGAGCCACUCAUUCCAACUGAGAAACAGCCCUCAUCUCAAAUCCCUUCAGAAAUGGCAGCUCACUCUCCAGGAGUGCCAGAGGUUAAAAUAGUGCACCACCAGGAUUUGAAUAAGAGAAUCCUUAUAGCACUCAUUGCUGCUUCUAGCCUUCUUGGUGGAAUUCUGCUGUCUCUAUUUUGUUUCUGUAUCUAUAGACGGAAAAACUUGAAGAAAUCCAAUUCCAAAAGCCAACAUAGCCAGGAUGCUGCGAAAGGACUUUCACUUGGUCCAAUUUUGGGUAGAUUCAAUUCUUCGAGAAUGGCUGGCAAGAAGGGGUCUGUUGCUUUUAUUGAGUAUCAGUUGUUAGUAGCUGCAACAAACAAUUUUCAGGACAACAAUGUUUUGGGUGAGGGUGGAUUCGGACGAGUGUACAAGGCUCGGUUCAGUGAUAACGUGCUUGCGGCCGUAAAAAGACUUCAUGGUGGAAACCAGGAUGCCAGAAGAGAAUUUGAGAAUGAGGUGGAUUGGUUAAGUAAAAUCCAUCAUCAGAAUGUAGUUUCGCUACUGGGAUAUUGCGUUCAUGGGGAUACAAGGUUUCUGGUUUAUGAGAUGAUGCAUAAUGGGUCCUUGGAGUCCCAGUUGCACGGUCCAUCUCAUGGAUCCGCUUUAACUUGGCAUCUCCGGAUGAAAAUCGCUCUCGAUGUUGCUAGAGGAUUGGAAUUUCUUCAUGAGCGUUGCAACCCUCCCGUAAUCCAUAGGGAUCUGAAGUCAUCUAAUAUUCUUAUGGAUUCCAAUUUCAAUGCUAAGCUAUCUGAUUUUGGCCUUGCCAUAACUGGUGGAAACCAAAGCAAGGAGAACAUAAAGCUUUCAGGAACUUUGGGAUAUGUAGCCCCUGAGUACCUUUUGGAUGGUAAACUCACGGAUAAAAGUGAUGUCUAUGCUUUUGGUGUCAUUCUUCUGGAGCUUUUGAUGGGAAGAAAGCCUGUGGAGAAAACCGCGUCUUCUCAUUGCUAUUCUCUUGUUACAUGGGCAAUGCCUCAGCUCACCGACAGGUCAAAGCUUCCGAACAUUGUAGAUCCAGUGAUCAGAAAUUCAAUGGACUUGAAACACUUAUUUCAAGUUGCUGCUGUCGCGGUGCUAUGUGUACAACAAGAACCGAGUUACCGACCGCUGAUAACAGAUGUUCUGCAUUCCUUAAUUCCUCUUGUACCUAUUGAGCUUGGGGGAUCACUAAGAGGAUGAUUAUACUUUGCAAUCCUUUUGUCUAUAUUCCUUUGCGAUUUUUGCCUCACUCCAAAGACCUUUUUCUUCGGAAUCAAAUGCGGGAAAUUCGUCGGUCUUCUUUUUUAUCCACUUUUUUCUUUUUUCUUUUUUAAUUUACAGAUCAAAGCAAUUAAAAUGUGAUUGUUCCAGAGCUAUCUUAUUGAUUUUAGUUUUUCUGCUU